Molecule: messenger RNA, 1448 nt
Organism: Folsomia candida
Lineage: Eukaryota; Metazoa; Arthropoda; Collembola; Entomobryomorpha; Isotomidae
Gene: amx
Product: TM2 domain-containing protein almondex
Exons: 7
Coding region: 601-1140 (179 amino acids)
Source: RefSeq, a predicted model, not a curated record
CGCGAUGGUUGUCACUUGUUUUGAACGCAUAAUGUGUAAUAAUAUUUUGGGAAAAUAAAUACUGAUUGUUAUGUAGUAGUAUCUAUCUGGAAUUAUUUUAUCCUCCGCGAUAUUUUGCAUCUUGUCAGGAUUUGAUAUAUACAGGAUAAUAAAUUAAAUUCCGAAUACAGUAAACAAUUUAUUUGCGUUCGUCUUUGGUUAGGGGUAUUAAAAUUGAUAACAAAUGACGAAAAUCCACGACGAUUCUUCGGUUAAAAUUUAGAUAAAGACUAGUUAAUUCUUCUCUUAUAAAAUACAUUGCAAAAUAGUAAAACCCUAAAAAAUACCAAAUUAUAUGCGUGCAAUGCGUCAAAGGGGAGGAUGCUGCUUAUUAAUAGGAGGACUCAGCGCCGUGCUGCUAUGUACCGUUUACGGACGAGAUAAUCCAAAGAAUGGAGGUGGAGGGUUUAAAACGCGUGGAGACGAAAAAUCACAGUCAAGCGUAAUUAGCCAACAUAAUUCUCAUACACAUAUCAGCAGCAAGCAAUUUGGCAGAAAUAGCAAUUUUGGUCACGUCAAAUAUUACAGAAAAAAUCAGACUCUCCAGGGAAUUGCAAUAGUAUGAACCAACAAGAUUCAAAUUGCUCCGAAAUGUAUUCUCAGAUUGAGUGUAUUCAGUGUGAUCUUGAUGAGAAGUGUAGAUAUGGAGAGAACAUUACUAUCUCCUGCAAAGUUAAAAAUGGAGUCGAGUGUAAAGGGAGUAAGGAGUUUAAAAGGCACAUGAUAUGCCAGUACUGUUACCAAACUCCCAUGUGGCAACAAAUUUGCAAUUCCAUGAAGGGCUGUAACUCCGUUGGACCUCCACCAAAUUCCUUCCCGGCUAAUUGUACUGUCAGUCCAGAAGUUAUUUGCCUUGGGAGUCGUUGGUUUAGCCGAAAUAUGCCAUGCAAGUGGAAGAAUGGGUACCGCUGGUCCACUACUUUCGUCUUGAGUGUUACGCUGGGUGGGUUUGGAGCCGAUAGAUUCUAUCUUGGACGUUGGCAGGAGGGAAUAGGAAAGCUUUUCAGUUUCGGAGGGCUGGGAGUUUGGACAAUUAUCGACAUUAUUCUGAUUGGUGUUCGCUACUUGGGACCCGCAGAUGGAAGUUUAUAUGUUGACUGAUUAGUUAGUGUAGUGUUAUAAGUUUGUAAGGUUAAAAAGCUACGCAUUUAUUUAUAAAGUACAUAGAUAAAUGCUGUAUUUAUUAUGAUAGUCAUUUCAGUCUCAUUUAUAGUAAACAACCCCUCAGUACUUUCAUUGUUAGUAAGCUCGUAAAAAUUCUUUCUGCGUUUAUUUACUGCCUUUAAUUAAGUCAAUCUGCUGGUUUAAACGGCAACCGCCCUCCUGUAAUUUUAUGAAAUGCUCUUAACACUUCAAAGUACUUUGAAAAUUCAUUUAUAUAAAUACCGUCACAUUGUUGUUCACAUUGA